Microdochium trichocladiopsis is the source of this 2662-nucleotide messenger RNA. RefSeq lists its product as uncharacterized. Gene Ontology annotation, molecular function: zinc ion binding; DNA-binding transcription factor activity, RNA polymerase II-specific. Lineage: Eukaryota; Fungi; Ascomycota; Sordariomycetes; Xylariales; Microdochiaceae. The record is from RefSeq and is a predicted model, not a curated record. The transcript is spliced from 3 exons. The coding region runs from base 120 to 2486 and encodes 788 amino acids. Gene Ontology annotation, biological process: regulation of DNA-templated transcription.
CCGCCUAAUAUUUCAGAAAUCUGCCACCAACAGUGUCCGACCCGUAUCACGAGACGACUCUACAGAGCAACGAGCGAGCGCGGGGUACCUUUCCCGCCCAGUCCGCUGGCGUCGAGAAGAUGGGACGCAAGCAGCAUCCCAUCAUUGCCCAGUACUUCGACCGAGGCGCCAAGCUUGCCGACAAUUCCAACCGCUACGAAUACCGGUGCCGCAACUGCGGCGAGCACUUUCCCAAAGGCCGCCUCGAGACGUUGACCCUGCACAUCACAAAGCGAUGUCCCGCGAUCACCGAGGCCGAGAGGGUCAACGCCUGCCUGGCCCUGCAUGGCAUCAAUAGUGCUGCGCAGGCCAAGGCACAAGCAGCGCGUCUUGGAGAUGCUGCUGCUGCGGCGGCGGCCGCCGCCGCCACUGCUGCCCAGCAAGCCAACUCGAACGCGCCAGCCCACGGCCCUCAGCCUGCGCCCUUUGUCGAGAACCAGAACUGGACGCCGCUCCAGACUCUUGCCGAAGUCUCCCGGCAGAUCGAAGCGAGCGAAAAGCACGACGAGCCGGCCCCGCCGCAGCACGAUGAGCUUGUCGACCUUUCGGUCCCCACGACCGAGCCGCCCACAACCAUGGCAAACUCGACUUCGAACCUGUUUGAACUUCACGACCAGCUGUCGUUAGAGCAUCCUGUAGUGAAUUAUGAGGACAUUGCGAAGCGCGAACCUAUAAGCGCAGACGAGCCACCUCAACACUCUCUCGAUGAUCACCAAGACUUGACGCCCGAAGAGCGAAUCGCGAAGCUUCUCCAGGGUACCGACUCGCCAUCUCAGACAGCACUGUCCGUGGCAGUAGCAGCCACUGCACGCUUGAACCCUUCCCUGCUCGACCCCCAACUCCUAGCCGACGAGCCAAUGACGGAUACGGUCUCGACGCCUGCUCCAAGCACAGAGAUGCUGCUUGACUAUUCUCCAUCAAGCGCACUUUCGAUGCCACCCAGCAGUCUGCCGAUGCCUGCGACGAGUCUCCCGAUGCCAUCCACGCCGAGCUUACCGAUGCCGACGACCCCCACAAUCAGCACUGGGACAAGCGACGCCGACAUGACUUCUCACAGCGGUACUCCAAUAGACGAUUCCGCGCCGUGGAUGGGGAUGACCUACAUGCCUGAUGUGCAUGCUCCCCCGAGCUUGAACAACCAUGCGCAGCAAUUGAUGGGGGCUCUCAAUAAGGGCGGCUUCCGAAUGGACGCUUUUCAUGGACCCAACGGCAUCAGACAUCGGCACAGUCGUGCGAGGUUUGACUCGGAUCGACGUAGAGAAGUGCAGGAAGUCCGUCGGAUUGGAGCAUGCAUCAGAUGUCGAAUCCUGCGGAAAACGUGCUCGAAGGGCACUCCGUGCGAUACCUGCAAGAAGGUCCUGUCGCCUCGGGUUUGGCGCACCGGUUGCGUGCGGACGAAGCUCUCCGAGUACAUUGACUUGUACUCGGCCGGAGUGCAGGUGGUCAUGGCGCAAAAACGAUACAACUCAUACAAAACGUCUCACACUCUUUCAAACACCGGUGUCGUGGUGGAGGCGUCGCAUUUUCCAGAAACGGGGCACAACAUUGUCUUUGAAGUCCUCCGGGGCUGCCCGAAAGAGGCCGAUGUGGCGACUUUGGCCACGCUUGGGAAUGUGGGAUUGAAUCCAGUAGUUCUUCUCGACAACGACAAGGAGGACGUUCCGGCGAAGAUUGAGGCUUACAUGAGGCAGAUACUUCCAGAUCUCAUCAGCAGGGAGCCAUCAUCUUAUGUACGAGUGACGUUGGAGACGGCCGUUCAGGUGGCGAACACGACCAACGAUGAACUGCUGCGACGAUCUCUCGAGCUGUGGGGGAUUGUCGAGAUCAUGGACCGCGAGCGACAGUGGAACAUGCUCGCGAAAUCGCCCGCCGACGAUUUUGAGGACCAUUGGAUCAAGGAUGAGUCUGAGAGCGAGCCGUACACAAACAUCUGCAUGCAGCUCAAUGCCGGGGCGGAGCGUAAAGCAGCAGCUGCCAGUAAAAGCCUACUCAACGGAAUCCAGCGCAAUCUGCAGGAUGGGAAGCUGAAGCUUGGGUUUCCAAUGUUCCUGACAGUUAUGCUGUUCAUGAACUGUGUGGAGAAGACCACCUGGGCUUUCAAGGCCUGGGACCAGGAGAACCUGCGUCCGAAGUGGCCCCUGGAGAAGCAGCCGAGCAGCUUCACCAACCAGGGUCAUGGACUGUGCGAGCUUUUGCGCAUGCUUUUGUCCAUUCGACACAUCCUCCCAAAGACCACAAGCACUGAUCCUGCGGCGCCGAUUGUUUCGGACGACCAGGAUCCAGUUGUGCAGAAAUACUUCCAAGACUUGAGCAUCACACCUACAUAUUUACGGGCACGACAUGAGCAAAAUCACUUCUCACCCACCGAUUCACGAUCGCUCGAAUUUCUAUAUUGCGCUCCGCUGCUGCUGAGCCCAUCCGCCAUAGCCGUGCCUGUGACGGUAUGAGCGGUGUGGGACAGCAUGAGAGCAAGAUGGAGAAUGCGGUCAGACGCAAACACUGAGUUCGGAACCGAUGACACCAAUUACUUGAACAACGGCGUAUCGGCUGGGAUAGGGCAAACGAAUGACGUCUCACGACGGGAGUUAACUAGGUUGAUUCACAACGCGGCGCGUCUGGAGGG